GAGGCCUGAAUUUGAAGACUGGCGGGAAGGUGGUGGUGACAUCUGUCACUAGGCCGGGGUUCUCCGGAGUAGGAGGGCGCUGGGACUAUGCUUUGUCCUGAACAUCUGACAAAGGUUUGCAAUGAAUCUUCCGCUCCGGAGUGGGAAACGGCGGCGUUCAGCAUCGGUCUCAGACUCGUCCCCGGGAAGCGGCGGUGCCAGUAGCGUCAGAGUCCAGCUCUCCGCCGGGCCGGUGCUGAGCCCACCUCCGGGCCUGGGACGCAGCCUGAAGGCCGCAGGACUAUGCAAGCAACCAGUUCCUGAUGACCAAACAGACGAACUGUUAUUGGCAAAUUGGGGACUUCCUAAAGCAAUUCUACAGAAAUAUCACAGUUUUGGUGUAAAAAAGAUGUUUGAAUGGCAGGCAGAAUGCCUUUUGCUUGGACAAGUCUUAGAAGGAAAGAAUUUAGUUUAUUCAGCUCCUACAAGUAGUGGGAAGACCCUUGUUGCAGAAUUACUUAUUUUGAAGUGCGUUUUGGAAAUGCAGAAGAAAGCUUUGUUUAUUCUUCCCUUUGUUUCUGUGGCUAAAGAGAAGAAAUAUUAUCUCCAGAGUCUGUUUCAGGAAGUAGGAAUAAAAGUGGAUGGUUAUAUGGGCAGUGCCUCUCCAUCAGGGCAUUUCUCUUCCUUGGAUAUUGCUGUCUGCACAAUUGAGAGAGCCAAUGGUUUGAUCAAUCGCCUCAUAGAGGAAAAUAAGAUGCAUCUGUUGGGAAUGGUGGUUGUGGAUGAGCUGCACAUGCUGGGAGACUCUCACCGAGGGUAUCUGCUGGAACUUUUGCUCACUAAGAUUUGUUUUCUUACUCAGAAAUCAGCAUCUCGCCAGGCAGAUUUAGCCAGUCCCCUGUCUAAUGCUGUGCAGGUUGUUGGCAUGAGUGCCACUCUCCCUAAUUUGGAACUUAUAGCUUCCUGGUUGAAUGCUGAACUCUACCAUACUGACUUUCGUCCUGUACCACUUUUGGAGUUAGUAAAAAUUGGAAAUUCCAUUUAUGACUCUUCAAUGAAACUUAUAAGGGAAUUUCAACCCAUGCUGCAAGUGAAGGGAGAUGACGAUCAUGUUGUUAGUUUAUGCUAUGAGACUGUUCGUGAUAACCAUUCAGUAUUACUUUUUUGUCCAUCAAAAAAAUGGUGUGAGAAGCUGGCGGAUAUAAUUGCUCGAGAGUUUUAUAAUCUACACCAUCAAGCUGAGGGAUUGGCAAAAGCAUCUGAAUUUAUACCACCGAUUCUGGAACAAAAGAGCCUCUUGGAAGUAGUAGAUCAAUUGAAACGUUCACCUUCAGGUCUGGACUCUGUGUUACAAAAAACUGUACCAUGGGGAGUAGCAUUUCAUCAUGCAGGUCUUACUUUUGAGGAGCGGGAUAUCAUUGAAGGAGCCUUCCGUCAAGGUCUCAUUCGAGUCCUGGCAGCAACUUCUACUCUUUCUUCUGGGGUGAAUUUACCUGCACGUCGUGUGAUUAUUCGGACCCCUAUUUUCAGUGGUCGCCCUCUAGACAUUCUUACUUACAAGCAGAUGGUUGGUCGUGCUGGCAGGAAAGGAGUAGACACAAUGGGUGAGAGUAUCUUACUUUGUAAGAACUCUGAGAAAUCAAAAGGCAUAGCUCUACUUCAGGGAUCCUUGAAACCUGUUCGCAGCUGUCUGCAAAGACAAGACGGAGAAGUAACUGCCAGUAUGAUUCGAGCUAUUCUGGAGAUAAUAGUCAGUGGAAUGGCAAGUACAUCACAAGAUAUGCAGAUUUAUGCUUCUUGCACAUUUUUGGCUGCAAGUAUGAAAGAAAGGAAGCAGGGAAUUCAGAAAAAUCAAGAUUCUGUUCAACUUGGAGCGAUUGAAGCCUGUGUGAUGUGGCUGCUGGAAAAUGAAUUUAUCCAGAUUACAGAACCCAGUGACGCGACAGAAGGAAAUGCAUAUCAUCCAACACAUCUUGGUACAGCUACUCUUUUUUCUUCACUUUCUCCAACUAAUACCUUAGAUAUUUUUGCUGACCUUCAAAGAGCGAUGAAGGGCUUUGUUUUAGAAAAUGAUCUUCAUAUUGUCUAUCUGGUAAGUUCUUUUAACUGCUAUAUUUGUGAAAUAGGGAGAAGAGAUGUAAAUAGACUCCUGACCAUCAAGGAUAACCUAAGGGAAUAUCUUAUGCAUUAAUUUCCUCCUUUUCCUAUUUUCUUAUAUAGUGCCCGAAAGGCAGUGGAUGAGGAAGAGGGAGCAGUUGAAGAACGCCAGAAUAUGCAAACAAUUUGGGUGUCUGGCAGGAAAGGUUUAACUACAAGGGAAGCGGCAAUCUUGAUAGUGGAUGAAGCCAAAAUGAUUCUGCAGCAGGACUUAGUUGAAAUGGGGGUGCAGUGGGAUCCCAAUUCCCCAUUAAGCGCUAGUACACAUUCACUGACCAGGAGUGAGUCAGAAGAAAAGGAACACACAUUUGUACUUCAGACUACAGGUUGUCACAAGCGAUUAAUACCAAAGAGCAAAAGUAAUACAAAAUUUAGUGACACUUAUGUUAAUAAUUCACCAAAUACAGUGGAAGAUUUAGAUACAAGCAGAGAACAUACAAGUUCCUUUCAUUGUAAGCUCCAGAAUAGUAAUUGGGAACAUAAGAGAAAUUCCAGAGGAAGGAAAUGUCCUUCUUUGGGCAUAAAAAAAGAGAAGUCCAGGACCUUUCUGAAUGAGGAAAAAACAAGCACUAGAAAAGUUGUUCAGAUGUCAUUGGAGGAAACAAAAAAAGCAGCUUUGAAUUUCAAUUCAGACCAGAUGAACACAAGUUUUCCAUCUUGGAAACACAGAAAGCGCCAAAAACAAUACCAGGGCAGUAGUCCUGUGAAAGACUCUGGAGUGAAAAGCUGUAUGUGUAUUUCUCCUCUUUGUGAAAACCCAUUUACCUUUGCUGAGAAGAAUGUGGAAUUUAGAAGUCCUGAGCCAUUUGUCAAAAAUGUAUCUUAUGCUGAGGGAAAAAGCAACAAAACAUCAUUCCUAUUACAAACAGAGCAACGUUGUUUAAGGAAUAGAACAAUAAUUAAUGAUACUUGUGUGGAGGAUUUUUUCACAGGAUCCCCAAGAGAAAAUGUGAUUUGUCAAGCCACUAGUGUGGUUAGUAAAAAUGAAAGUGGAUUAGCUGUCACUGCGACAGAAAAAGUAAAUGAAGUGCCAAUACAAAAUGAUUCAAAAAACCAGACUCCUUCGGUGAAACACCAUGAUACUCAUCCAGUGAACCAGGGGCUGGAAAAACAAUGUGAUAAAUCAGCAGACACUUACAGCACACAGAAAAAAAUAAUAGUGAGAGAAAUGUCUCAAGAGGCAGUCAGCAGUAUGGGUAGAGACAUAAAUGUUACUACUAUCAAAUGUGAAAGUGUAAAGUUUAAUAGUGAAGAAAAUAAAUCUAAUCAUCAAGUAUUAGGAAAUAAUAUAAGAACUGAGGUGCCUAGUGGAAUACAUCAGUCAAUGGGAGUAUUUGGGAAAUCAAGAGGCCAGGACGAAAAUUUUCGAAAUUUUUCUAGAGUGCAAGAAAAAACAGCAACAAACAAAAAUGAAAAUAAUCAUGUUUCUGACUUAGGUUUAGUACUAUGUGAUUUUGAAGAUAGUUUAUACCUAGAUACUCAGUCAGAGAAAAUAAUUCAACAGAUGGCAAAUGAAAACACCAAACAAGCAAAGAACACCAGCCUGACAGCAGGGAAUAUGCAGAAGAGCUCAGACAAACAGAACCCUCUGGGCUCUUUUCAGAAAGAGUUUCCUAUCACUUCCAGUGAGCAGCAUCCUCCAGGAGUGAAUAGUACAGCUCUUUCGGACAUUAGGAAGCAAAGCACCAAACAUGGGUUUGAUAGUCCAACUCCAGAAAGCCCAAUUUUUAAUUCUCCAAUACUGUUAGGGGAAAAUGGCUCUUGUUUUAAAGGGAAUGAAGUUUCUGUUACUGACUCCCAAUUAAAUAGUUUUCUUCAAGGUUAUCAAACACAAGAAACUGUGAAGUCAGUUCUAUCUGUGGUGCCUCCAAAGAGAUUUCCCACUGAUAUGGAAGGAUACUGUCUGCCAGGUCCUGAAACAAGUUUGAAUAUGAGUGAUAGUUUACUCUUUGACAGUUUCAGUGAAGACUUCCUAGUAAAAGAACAGCCGCCUCAUGGACAAGCAAAAGAACUCCUUCCUUCUGAAAUAACAACAAACCAUGCCAGUGAUUCUCUGUGUCUACAUCAAGAGGACCCAACUAAAACAUCAAACAUGGAUAAACAUCAAAAUAUUCAGCAGCAACUAACUUGUUUCAGUAAUGAAUCUAUUAUGUUUUCAGAAAUGGAUUCUACUCAGAUGGUUGAAGCUAUGGACAAUGUCAAUAAAGUUCCUGUCCGAGAAAAACAUAAUACUGAAGUAUCUUUUAGAGUAUUAGAACUAAGUGAUUCACUGAUUGAAGAUAAUAGUCACCCCCAUGGAGAAAUAAUUGGUGGAGAUCAAGAUGAAAUGGCUCAAAAGUCCAAAUCAACUGAGACAAGGCAAAAUAAUUCAUUCAUAUGGUCAGGGGCAUCCUUUGAUUUAAGUCCAGGAUUGCAACAGAUUUUAGAUAAAGUGUCUAGUCCUCUAGAAAAUGGAAAACCAAAAUUAAUGACUAGAAACUUGGCUAGUUUGAAAGGAAAAAAUAUUGAGUUAAAUGCGAAACAGGAAAUGAUUUCAAAUUUGGAGACAUAUCAAAUACAGGGUAUUUCAUUUUCCCCUAAUGAUGAAGUGAAAAGCAAGAUGGAUGCACUAGAGAACAAGGCCAGUCAUGGUGAAACCUCAGCCCUCUUGCCUUGUAAAAAAAGCUGUGUUGUUGAUGAUAAUGGUCUCAUUCCUCCUACACCCAUACCAGCAUCUGCUUCUAAGGUGGUAUUUCCAGGGAUUCUUGGAACUUCUGCAAAACCGUGGACAAUGAGUAAUGUUUUACAGCCUGGUGAAGGUUAUUCAUGUGGUUUACUGUCAGAUAUUAAAACCCAUGGCUUACGUCCAGAGAGUAGGAAUGGUUUCAAAGAUGAUAGAUCUAUUAGAGACACAAAUUUUUCACUCCAAUUGUCACAGGAUGGCUUGCAGUUAACUCCAGCCUCAUGCAGUUCAGAAAGUUUGGCUAUAAUUGAUGUAGCAAGUGAUCAGACCCUCUUUCAAACAUUCAUUAAGGAGUGGGAAUGCAAAAAUCGGUUUUCCAUCUCACUGGCUUGUGAAAAGACAAGAAGUUUGACAUCUUCUCAGACUGUUACUAUUGGUGGGAGGUUUAAACAAGCUAGCUCAUCUCAGGAAACUUCAGUUAGAGAUGAUAGAUUUCCUAUUCAAGGCUCUGAUGACAUACUAGUGGUUGGACUGGCAGUGUGCUGGGGUGGAAGGGAUGCAUAUUAUAUUUCACUGCAGAAGGAGCAGAAGCAUCCUGAAAUUAGUGCCAGUUUGGCCCCACCUUCUCUGGAUCCAGCCCUGACUGUGAGAGAGAGAAUGUGGCACCUUCAAUCCUGCUUGCAAAAGGAAUCUGAUAAGGACCGAACUGUUAUCAUCUAUGAUUUCAUCCGGAGCUAUAAAAUUUUUCUUCAGUCUUGUGGCAUCUCCCUGGAGCAAAGUUAUGAAGACCCUAAGGUGGCAUGCUGGUUAUUAGAUCCAGAUUCCAUGGAGCCAAAUCUUCACAGUAUGGUUACUAGUUAUCUUCCUCAUGAGCUCCCGCUCCUAGAAGGCAUGGAGACUGGUCAAGGAAUUCAAAGCCUGGGGCUGAAUGUGACCACUGAGCAUUCUGGGCGGUAUAGAGCAUCUGUGGAGUCCGUUCUCAUCUUCAGUUGUAUGAACCAACUCCACUCUUUGUUGCAGAAGGAAAACCUUCAAGAUAUUUUCUACAAAGUGGAAAUGCCUUCUCAGUACUGCUUGGCCUUGCUAGAACUAAAUGGAAUUGGCUUUAGUACUGCAGAGUGUGAAAGCCAGAAACACAUCAUGCAAGCCAAACUGGAUGCAAUCGAGAUGCAGGCCUAUCAACUAGCCGGCCACAGCUUUUCCUUCACCAGUGCAGAUGACAUUGCAGAGGUUCUGUUUUUGGAAUUGAAGUUGCCACCAGAUGGAGACAUGAAAGUCCAAGGUAGCAAGAAAACCUUAGGUUCUACCAGAAGAGGGAAUGAACAGAUGCACAAGCAGAGGCUGGGGAGACGAUUCAGCACUAGCAAGGAUGUUUUAAAUAAAUUAAAGGCAUUGCAUCCUUUACCAGGCUUGAUACUAGAAUGGAGAAGAAUCACAAAUGCUAUUACCAAAGUGAUCUUUCCCCUGCAGCGGGAAAAGCGUCUGCAUCCUUUUCUUAGAAUGGAAAGAAUCUAUCCUGUGUCACAAUCACACACGGCUACAGGACGAAUAACCUUUACAGAACCAAAUAUUCAGAAUGUGCCAAGAGAUUUUGAAAUCAAAAUGCCAACUUUUGUAGAAGAGAGUCCCCCUUCUCGAGCCCUAGGCAAAGGCCUGCUACCCAUGGGCAGAGGACAAAAUAAGAAGGGUUGGGUCCGGAACCCUGGGCGCCAGGCACAGAUGGAGAAAACCUCAGACAGAGGGAUGCCAUUUUCAGUGAGCAUGCGACAUGCUUUUGUACCUUUCUCAGGUGGUUUAAUAUUGGCUGCUGAUUACUCUCAGCUUGAACUGAGGAUCUUGGCUCAUUUAUCUCAUGAUUGUCGUCUCAUUCAAGUAUUGAACAGUGGAGCUGAUGUUUUCAAGAGUAUUGCAGCAGAAUGGAAGAUGGUGGAGCCAGAGUCUGUUGCAGAUGAUCUGAGGCAACAAGCAAAGCAGAUUUGCUAUGGAAUCAUUUAUGGAAUGGGAGCUAAAUCUUUAGGAGAACAAAUGGGCAUUAAAGAAAAUGAUGCUGCUUGCUAUAUUGACUCCUUCAAGUCCAAAUACACAGGGAUUAAUCGCUUUCUGAGAGAGACAGUAAAGAACUGUGAAAGAGAUGGGUUUGUUCAGACCAUUUUGGGAAGGCGGAGAUAUCUGCCAGGAAUCAAAGACAACAACUUUUAUCGUAAAGCUCAUGCUGAGCGUCAGGCCAUCAACACAACAGUCCAAGGAUCCGCUGCUGAUAUAGUCAAAAUAGCCACAGUUCACAUUCAGAAGCAAUUAGAGACCUUCCAUUCAGCCUUCAAAUCCCACAGUCAUCGGGAGAGGAUUCUCCAAAGUGACACAACAGGAUUAUUACCGAAGAGAAAAGUACAAGGGAUGUUCUGCCCAAUCAGAGGAGGCUUCUUCAUCCUUCAACUCCAUGAUGAACUUUUAUAUGAAGUAGCAGAAGAGGAUAUUGUUCAGGUAGCUCAGAUUAUCAAGAAUGAAAUGGAAAGUGCCAUAAAACUUUCCGUGAAGCUGAAAGUGAAAGUGAAAAUAGGUGCCAGCUGGGGAGAGUUGAAGGACUUUGAUGUAUAAUUGUGCAGCUGACCAGGGUCUCCUGGGAAGAAGCCUGAUGCAGAUAAAGUCAGCAGGAAAGAAGAGAGACUGCCCUCUCACCUGUUCAUGAAGACAAACUCUUUAAGUCCUGAUGGAUAUAGGACAGAAAUCUAUAGUAAGAGUUUCAAAAUGUCUAUCAGGAUCUGUUCCUUUCAGUGUCAAAAAAGAUGUUGGAGGAAGAGGUGGAAGUGAAGUACCAAAUUUAAUGCUUAUAUUCACUCUCAAAGAGUACCUGUGAAUUUGUAUCCAUGAAUUUCAUAAUUUAUUGUGCCUUUAAACAGGUUCAGAACAUAUGCUUGACAUACGCACUUAGCACUUCAGGUCCUUAUCUGUCUGGGUUGAACAUGAAGAAAAUAGAGCUGCCACCUCAGGGCCAUUUCCAGUCUUGUCCAGGAAGCAGGCACUCAUGAUAGAGCCCCAACAGGAGCCACAGGCAGAGAAGGAUUUGGUUUCACAUAUACCACCAGCGUUAGGAGUGGUGUGUGAUCUUUUUCCUUCAAUAUUAAGACUUCUGAGAUAACUUUGGCUACCAUAAGGUAGUAUGACCUAAUAUGGAUGGAGUCCAUUUCCAUGAAAUGUUUCUUACUCCUUUUUCUUCCCCAGUUCAUACAAUGGAAAUAUUUGGAAUAUUUAUAUAUUAAAAAUGAGCUAGACCUUUUCAAGAGGUGUCCUGUUACGUGAGAUAUUUAUUGCAGGUGAACAUGAUACUGCUAGGUAAGGAAAGCAUCCCUUUGUCAGCCCCUUAGUGCCUUUGUCUGCGCUUGUGACAGUAAUUUUCAUGCUGAAAAGACUGAACUUUGUAAUCCCAGUCAGAGGUGUAGAACUGACCUUUUUGCUGUUGAAAUAAAAUGAAUU
This is a messenger RNA of Heterocephalus glaber (naked mole-rat), 8269 nucleotides long. NCBI's taxonomy places the organism in Eukaryota, Metazoa, Chordata, Mammalia, Rodentia, Bathyergidae. The record is from RefSeq and is a predicted model, not a curated record.